AUGACGCAGUUUCCGCUGUCCUGGUCUAAUGCUCAGAGGUUCUGCAGAACAGAGUACACAGACCUGGCCACUGCUGAGAACAAGGAAGAGAUGCAAGAGCUAGUGGACGCCGGCAGACGCUGGUAUGGUGGUCAUCUGUGGAUUGGACUGUAUGAUGACAUCCAUAGCUGGAGGUGGUCAAUGGAUGAGGAGGGUUAUUAUGACGCAGGAGGCGCAGAGUUCAGGAUGUGGGGAGCCUCUGAACCCAGUAAUGGAAAUGAAAAAUGUGCACUCAUGUUCUUGGCAGGGACAUGGCAUGACAUUUCUUGCCAAACUAAGGCCCCAUUUGUCUGCUACAACGCAGGUGCAUCUCCCAGGUUUAUUGUCGUGUCUGAAGUGAGGACCUGGCCUGAGGCUCAGAGUUACUGCAGAGAACACUACACUGACCUGGCCAGUGUGAGGAACAACAGUGACAACAACCAGAUAAAGGACCUGCUUUCAGCUGAGUAUACAUGGAUCGGCCUCUACAGGGACUCAUGGAAAUGGUCAGAUCGGAGUCCUGUAUCAUUUACAAACUGGAGAAAUGGGAAACCAGGAGGACUGCCUUGUGUGCUUACACAUAAAGGCCAAUGGGAGGACCGACGUUGUGAUAUAAAGUUGUUCUUUGUGUGCCAAACUGUAUCAGUGAAGCAGCGAGUGAUGAGGAUGAAACUCACUGGAAAAGAUUCCACAUUAAACCUGGAUGAUGCAACAGAUGCUAUAUUACAGCAGUUAAGUCGUUUGCUGGAUAACUCUGGACUGAGUGAGAACAUGAGGCUCAGUUGGAGGAAACGGCCAGAUGGAAAGACCUUGUACCUACAAGCAAAGGACAAAGACGAGGAACAGAAAGACACCACUUGCCACGUCAAAUAA
Molecule: messenger RNA, 891 nt
Organism: Sphaeramia orbicularis (orbiculate cardinalfish)
Lineage: Eukaryota; Metazoa; Chordata; Actinopteri; Kurtiformes; Apogonidae
Product: lymphocyte antigen 75-like
Exons: 5
Coding region: 1-891 (296 amino acids)
Source: RefSeq, a predicted model, not a curated record